Molecule: messenger RNA, 937 nt
Organism: Prunus mume (Japanese apricot)
Lineage: Eukaryota; Viridiplantae; Streptophyta; Magnoliopsida; Rosales; Rosaceae
Source: RefSeq, a predicted model, not a curated record
ACUCUGUCUCUCUCUCUCUCUCUCAAAACCAAGCCAAGCUAACCUAAGCUUUUAGCCUUACAAACACAAUGAACCCAAAACCACCCACCAUGAAAGAAGAUCGCCAAAAGAAACUCACCGCCUUCAAACUACUCAAACCCAUCGCCUACCUCCUCCUCCUCCUCCUCUCCUUCACCCUUGGAUACCUCUCUUCCCCUUCUUCUCCAACAACCCCCUCUUUUUCUCCUCCCACCCCCCAACUCCCCCAACUCCUAGACCGCCUCUUCAACUCCCCCUCCCCCUUCGUCAACUUCCCCCCUCCCUACGCCACCCCCCUUCUCCGCCGCAGCCGCGUCAAAGGCUGGGGCUCAAACGGCCCCGUUUUCCAAAACCUCAUCCAAAAAGUCCAACCCAAAACCAUCAUCGAAAUCGGCACCUUCCUUGGCGCCUCCGCCAUCCACAUGGCCGGCUUGACCAGCCAGCUCGGCCUCAAGGACACCCAGAUCCUCUGCCUCGACGACUUCCGCGGCUGGCCGGGCUUCCGUGCCCAGUUCGGCGGCCUCGGCCCCCGGAGCGGCGACGUUUUGCUGCUCUACCAGUUCAUGCAGAACGUCGUCUCGGUCAACGCAACCGAGACGGUCUUGCCCAUUCCGUUCUCUACCGGGUCGGGUCUUGACUGGCUCUGUAAGAUGGGCGUGUACGGGGAUUUGAUCGAAGUGGAUGCGGGUCAUGAUUUUAAUUCAGCCUGGUCCGAUAUUAUUCGGGCUUACCGGAUUUUGCGGCCCGGCGGGGUUAUUUUCGGGCACGAUUAUUUUACCGCAGCGGAUGACCACGGGGUGAGGAGGGCGGUAACUUUGUUUGCCCGAGUUUACGGACUCAAGAUUAAGGUUGAUGGGCAACAUUGGGUGAUUGAAUCGAGUUAAUUAAACUUAAUUAGUAUAAAUUCUAAAUCUUAUAG